Zonotrichia albicollis (white-throated sparrow) is the source of this 2854-nucleotide messenger RNA. NCBI's taxonomy places the organism in Eukaryota, Metazoa, Chordata, Aves, Passeriformes, Passerellidae. The record is from RefSeq and is a predicted model, not a curated record.
AUGUCCGUGGAGAAUUUUGGGAUUUUUUGGGGGGCUGAUCCAGGACUGAAGAAGCGCACCAGGAAGGCCUUUGGCAUACGCAGGAAAGAGAAGGACACUGACUCCACAGGGUCGCCAGACAGGGACGGCAUCAAGAAAACCAAUGGAGCCCCAAAUGGAUUUUAUGCAGAGAUCGACUGGGACAGAUAUAACUCCCCUGAGCUGGAUGAGGAGGGAUACAGCAUCCGACCCGAGGAACCAGGAUCUACCAAAGGAAAGCACUUCUACUCCUCCAGCGAGUCGGAGGAGGAGGAGGAGGCGCACAAGAAAUUCAACAUCAAGAUCAAGCCCCUGCAGGCCAAGGAUGUCCUGCGCAGCGCCGCCACCGUGGACGAGCUCAAGGCCUCCAUUGGCAACAUUGCACUUUCUCCAUCCCCCGUGAGGAAAAGUCCGCGGCGCAGCCCGGGGACGAUCAAAAGGAAUUUAUCCAGUGAGGAGAUCACGCGGCCCCGGCGCUCCACGCCCACGCCAGACCCCGCCAGCAAGAAGGCCGGGGAGGAUCCAGCAGCGCUGGCCCCGCUCUUCGGGCCCCCGCUGGAGUCGGCCUUUGAGGAGGCCAAGCUGGAAGCUGCUCUGGACCAGCCUGAGAUAUGGGGGUCAGUCCAGCCCAUCAACACAAACGUAGAGUCCCCAAAACUUCCAAGACCUUUCCCAACUGGAACCCCUCCGCCGCUCCCCCCGAAGAACAUCCCGGCCACGCCGCCGCGCACCGGCUCCCCCCUGCCCCCGGCCAUCGGAGGGGACCAGGCAGCAGCAGCAGAGCCCAAACGGGACAAACUCCCGUCCAUCAAUGACUUGGACAGCAUUUUUGGCCCCGUGCCGUCCCCCAAAUCUGCUGCUGCCACCGCGGAAGACAAGUGGGUCAAUUUUUCCGAUCAAUCCCCGGAGAACGCGCCUCCGGAGCUGUCGCCCCGGGACAAGGCGGGGUCCCCGGCGGGCAGCCCGGCCAGCGCCCCGGCCGAGCCUCCCCGCCCGCUGCCCUCGCCGCUGCAGCUGGAAGACGCUCCCAAGAAGCUCCCCGAGCAGCAGCCCCACGUUAAGGACGAUUCGGCCGAGCCCGUCGCCUCUCCCAAAGAUUUUGGGCCGGGCCAGAGAGGGACCCCGCCGCCCCCUCCGCCGCCCACGUACCGCGCCGUGGUGUCGUCGCCCGGACCGGGCGCCAGCACGGGAAGCGCCAGCGGUACGUGCUGAGCUCGGGUGUGCUGCCGUGUGGCCCCGGUGCCCCUCCCGCCUGGCUGUGUCCCUGCGGCCGUGCCCUGCUGCCCGCCCGUGUCCUGCGCCUCCCGUGUGCUUCCCUCCCUCCCUGUGCGCCUUUCCCGGAGCCUUUCCCGGAGCCCUUCCCGCCCCAAACCGGGCACGGGCUUGGUGUCCAGGCCUUUUAGCCCUCCCAUCCACUCCUCCAGCCCUCCUCCGAUAGCACCUUUAGCCCGUGCUGAAAGUACUUCUUCCAUUUCUUCCACCAAUUCCCUGAGUGCAGCCACCACUCCCACCGUUGAGAAUGAACAGCCUUCCCUCGUUUGGUUUGACAGAGGAAAGUUUUAUUUGACUUUCGAAGGCUCGUCACGGGGCCCCAGCCCCCUGACCAUGGGGGCACAGGACACCCUGCCCGUGGCCGCCGCCUUCACCGAAACCGUCAACGCGUACUUCAAAGGGGCUGACCCCAACAAGUGCAUCGUGAAGAUCACGGGGGAGAUGGUGCUGUCCUUCCCGGCGGGCAUCACCCGACACUUCGCCAACAACCCCGCCCCGGCCGUGCUCACCUUCCGCGUGCUCAACUUCAACCGGCUGGAGCACGUCCUGCCAAACCCCCAGCUGCUCUGCUGUGACAGCGUGCAGAGUGACUCCAACUCCAAGGAGUUCUGGGUCAACAUGCCAAAUCUGAUGACUCACCUAAAGAAGGUAUCGGAACAGAAACCUCAAGCCACCUAUUACAAUGUGGAUAUGCUCAAAUACCAGGUGUCUGCCCAGGGUAUUCAGUCUACUCCAUUAAACCUUGCAGUGAGCUGGCGGUGUGACCCUGCAAGCACUGACCUGCGCAUCGACUACAAAUACAAUACAGAGGCAAUGACCACGCCUGUAGCUCUAAACAACGUCCAGUUCCUCGUCCCCGUCGACGGAGGAGUAACCAAACUGCAAGCUGUGCUUCCUCCUGCUGUCUGGAAUGCUGAACAGCAAAGGAUAUUGUGGAAGAUCCCUGAUAUCUCUCAGAAGUCAGAAAAUGGAGGUAAAUAUUUGGCGGAUAACUGAUGGAAGCUUAUGCAAGUCCAUGGAAAAUACUAUGGAAAAUACCCAAGGACUGCUGUGCGUGGAACGGGUUUUAAUUACAGUUUAAGGAAAAUGAACUAAAUCCUGCACUCGGGACAUUUCUGUUGGAAGUGUCGACAACUUUCAGCAUUUUUUUUCCUUGGAAAACACCGUCUUGACCAGUCCUCCAGUAUUUACUUCUAGAUGUAACAUUGUUAAUGGUUUUAAAAUGUAAUUAUUGUAUUUGUAAAUUGUACUCAUUCCAGUAAGGCUGUAUUUUGGCAGUUAGACACUUGAGUUUUAGCAUUUUACCAUUCAUGAAAUGGAUGUAAUUUAAACUGUGGUAUAUAAAUCUAAUAGUAGUACUGUUGAAUGGCACAAUGCUUACAGAGGUAGAUUGCAUUUUGUCAAUAUAUACAAUUUAAAUACGAUACUGGUAGCUGUUAUGAAGGGGGUGCCUCAUCAAAAGAGAGUUCAGUAGGGCCCACAGGCUGAUUUAAUUUUCCUUCAGUCCUUCGUACGUCUCACAGCAAUCAAUAAAAACCUUCAGGUUUAGCUGGUUUAACUCCAG